AUGUCCUUGGUGCGAGGAAGACAAAGGACGGGGAGAGGUAGCUCGAGUUUCAUUUUCGCGGUCCCAUGGCCCAAGGAGUUUGACAACGAAAUCGCAGCUGAUCCACAGGUCCGCGCAAAGACUGACUUCCUCAGGAGUGCAGGUUGUAAAAGAACGGAGGGUGCUGAGGUAAAGAACGAGGAGGACCAAAAGCCUACCACAACCAGUACACAACCUGACACCACAGCCUUGAGUACUCCCCCUUUCAAGUCUUCAGCAGAGAAAUACAUUCAAGUCGACAUCCACAUUUAUGCCAAUGGAGCAACAUACAACUGGCACCUCUUCCAUGAAGCCCACGGCGACCUAUGGAACAUGCUUGGCGGUAUUAUCAUACCACUUGAACUCACAUGCGCCACAAACGGUCUGCAUCUUCGCAUCAAGGAUGUCGAAACCUACAACAAACUCCCGUCAUGGGUGAAGAUGACAGACGAUCCAGCUCGAGUACUGGACUACCUCGGCUUAGACAGCGAUCAAAAUUGGACGCCGUUCAUGAGCUGGGAUGAUAUGAUGGCGUACGCCGCGACUUGUCGCUUCCACGAUCCCGGACGAUGGCGCAGCAGAGACAAGCAGGACGGCGAGGGAGAAGAACAUGCGGAUCUAACGAAAGAGACAAAGGAUGGUGAUGGUCUAAAGAAAGUCGAGGGGGGACUGACAGAGGACGACCCUCCGAAGCUCAAGCACAACGACCGCGCAAGAGCAGCCAAGCGUCCUGCCUUUCACUAUUGGAUCGACACGUAUCUCCCUGCGUACCUGGAUGACACUCCAGGCAAGAACGCGCACAUGACACGCGAAGAGGUCAUCGAAGACGCGAAGAAGUUCUUCGGUGACCUAUUCACAAGCCAGUUUGAAGACAGGAGCACCAGGUGGACUAGACAAGUCAAAGUUGACAAGAUGUGGAGCGAAUUGCGCAAGUCCUGCCUGUGCAGGGCAGCGAGAUCGGAUAUGUUAUGA
Exophiala xenobiotica is the source of this 990-nucleotide messenger RNA. RefSeq lists its product as uncharacterized. The transcript has a single exon. The record is from RefSeq and is a predicted model, not a curated record. The coding region runs from base 1 to 990 and encodes 329 amino acids. Lineage: Eukaryota; Fungi; Ascomycota; Eurotiomycetes; Chaetothyriales; Herpotrichiellaceae.